Molecule: messenger RNA, 1154 nt
Organism: Setaria italica (foxtail millet)
Lineage: Eukaryota; Viridiplantae; Streptophyta; Magnoliopsida; Poales; Poaceae
Product: probable WRKY transcription factor 58
Exons: 3
Coding region: 175-999 (274 amino acids)
Biological process (GO): regulation of DNA-templated transcription
Molecular function (GO): sequence-specific DNA binding; DNA-binding transcription factor activity
Source: RefSeq, a predicted model, not a curated record
CGAGCUGCGACGGGAUCAGCGGCGUCAGUCAAGCCUCCUGUGUGUGUCCAUCUUUACAAGCAGUCAAUAAGCAACCAGCCGGAGUCACUCAGCAAGCUUACACUUACAUACACACGAGAGAGAGAGAGAGAGAUACGAAGAACUCAGAUCAUCCGAGACCACGGCGGGGAAACGAUGACGCUAGAUCUGCAGGGUGACGAGCUCCUGCUGGCGCAGCUCCGUGAGCUGCUCUCGCCGUCGUCUCCGGCGGUUAAGGCAGUGGAGUCAUGCGACGGGAGACGACGGCGCCGGCGGGGGAGCAAGAGAGCCCAGGACGACGACAACACCACCAAUAACGGCAAAAGAAGGAGCAAGAAGCAGAAGAGCACAUCGUCUUUUGUGACAUCAGUGCCUGAUUUCGAUGGGUACCGGUGGAGGAAGUACGGCCAGAAGCAAAUCGAAGGUGCCAUGUACGCCAGGAGUUACUACAGGUGCACUCGCAGCGCAGAGCAAGGCUGCCCUGCCAAACGGACGGUGCAGCGCAACGACGACGGCGACAAUGGCGGUGCCGCUCCAAAGUACACUGUGGUGUGCAUGGGGGAGCACACCUGCACGGCCACCGACUCCCUGGAGGCGCCGGUCAUCCUCGAGACCACCGCCGUCGUCGCCCCUGGUAUUAUUGGCACCAACAACAGACCUGAUGAAGACGACAAUGACGACACCUUUACAUCAGCUGGUUCCACCACCACCACGGGUACCGGGGUUGAGUCUCCGGCGAUCUCGGACAUCACCUGGAGCAGCAGUAGUUGCGGCGGCGAUUACGUGGUCGAUGACUACGGGGCCGGGUUGUUCGAUGUCCAUGACAGCUGGGCUUCUUCGGCGUCGUUGCAGGAGAUGGAGGACUUCACCGGACCGAUCCGGUCGCCGGUCCACGUCCCCGCGGAUGGUUGGACGAUUGACCACUUCCUGCUGCAGCUAGCUAAUAAUGAGCCUGUUUCCCAUUUCUCAUCAGCUUGUUAAAAUCUCUUUAAUUUCUAGUAGCUUGCUACUAUGCGGUGAGGGGUGAUGCUCUGUAUUCCUUUUUCCUUUUUUUUUCCCUUUUUGCAAAAGCUUGUACUUUAUUUCUAGCCAGUGCGUACUCACAUCCUUCAAAAUCGCGACAAUCGUUCUUGCAA